Molecule: messenger RNA, 5509 nt
Organism: Monascus purpureus
Lineage: Eukaryota; Fungi; Ascomycota; Eurotiomycetes; Eurotiales; Aspergillaceae
Source: the annotation of a GenBank genome assembly
CUUCGAGUUGAUAUACUCCCCACACUUUCAUCUUCAAUUAUUACGUAUUUUUAUGCUAUAUCAACCAAUUGCUCAUGUCAUCGCCUUCCACUCCUCAAACAGCGCGUUCCGCGCCUCCUUCAGGCGCAGGCUCGCCUGAAAUCCUCACUCCCGGAAGAAAGAUCAAGGCAAUGCUGGCUGCUUUUGAUAGCGAUUCGGAUUCAGAUAAGGAAGGCUUGAAACCCAGACUUCCAAAUGUGCAAUCAAAUACGGAUACAGACGCGAAUGAGGACAAGAAUGAAGAAGAUGGCGUCAUUGCACCAAGGGGCCGUAUGGCGGCUCGAAUGCAGGAUCAAGCACAGACAGAUAGCAAGGAAUCUUCUGGGGCUAGUGAAACAGCAUUUGAACGGUUGUCAAGGAGACUGAGGAACAUGGAGCAGAACGAGGACGAGGAUGAAGAAGAUGAGACAGAUGAUAUUAUUGUGCCAAGGGGUCGUAUGGCAGCCCGGAUGCAGGAUCAAGUGCAGACACACAAGAGAGCCUCAUCUGGGGUUAAGGCGCCUGAAAUACCAUUUGAGAGCUCUUCGAGAAAAUUGAUGGGGGGCAAAACGAAUGCUGCGCGGUAUUCCAAAGGAGAAGAUGCAGACUCAUCUGACGAUCAGCUUCCCACUGCCCGACCGAGACGGAGAUUAGUGAAGACAAAUGAGUCAGGUGCUGGUGAAGGGUCACCAUCCCCUGCGCGCUCUGUUUCUCCUUUGUUCGUGUCUCCUACAGCCCGGAGCGAUAAUGAUAACUCGGAUAACACAGAAUCACGUCCUAAAGCCAACUCACGUUUUCUUGCGCUGGUCGCUCAGAAACGCAGGGAGCGGGAAGAGAAAGAGAGACUAGAGGCUGAUAAGAAGGCAUCACGAGUGGCCCAGCUUCAGCAGUUCAGCUCAGAGAUUCUUUCAGGGGACGAAAGUGAAGAUGAUGGGGAUACCGGUCGGAAACUGACAAAGCAGUCGCGUCCUUCCCGCAAAGCCAGCAAGAAGGCCCUGGAGGAAAUGAAUCGUGAGACGCAAAGAAUGAGCAGAAAUAUGCAAUUGGCACACCAAGCAACGACGAGAAAGAAGAUUACCAAGGAAAGUUUCUUUGCUCGCUUCAAUUUCAUGCAGCCCCAGGAACUAGACAGAGCUGGCAAAAACCACGCAAGUUCUUCAGCAACCGGUUCUUGCAAUUCGUCAGACGAUGAAGCUGGGAAAGAUAGGGAGACUCCACAUACCUCGCCAGUUUUGGGACCGGCGGAUAAGCGCCCCGUUCAUGAACAUAUUGACUCCCAGGCACCGCCACUCGACAAGGACAAUACCGAUGCUGCGCUGGAGAAUUUCCCAACUUUCGAGGAAAUUCUCGCUGCUCCCCAACAAAAACUUCACCAGGAGCCCAUCAUCGUAGCAUCUGCGGCAACUAAGGCGCAGGAACUGCAACCAGAAGCAUCAGAACGAAAGCAUGAACGAAAACUGCUCACUAAGCCGCCUGUUCGUGUUCAUCUAUCACGGCAACUGGUAUCUCAGCACCAAAAGGAAGAUUCAGAUAGUGAUUUAGAAGUGGUCACAUCCCCUGCCAAAAGUCGGCGGAUAGCAGCAUUCGAGAACCUGCCUGCAAGGAAAAAACAGGAACCGUCUUCCCUGCUAAAACUGAAAGCUUUGGCUCAUCUUUCUUCCCCAUCACGGCGAACUUCAUCCAUGACCCAAGCUGAGUUAUCCGCUACAUUACUAUAUCAAGCAAAACAACAAUCAGCGAAACAAAGACAAGAGAGGAUUCAGGAACUCAGAGCAAAAGGUAUCAUCAUUGAGACAGCUGAAGAGCGUGCUGCGAUGGAGGAUGAAGUGGAGGAUCUUAUGGAAAAGGCUAGGAAGGAGGCGGAGGAUAUUGCGAGAAAAGAAAGAAAGAUAUCGAAAGAAGGGCAAGAGGGGGAUGAGGAGGAUGGAGAAGAUGACGAUGAAGAUGAUGACUAUGAGAUGUCCGGGUCUGAUGAGGACUUCAACGGAGCUGAUGCAGACGAGGAAGAAGGAGAUGAAGAUAAGGAAGAUCGUGCCGAUGUUAACGAGGGAGAGCAGGGGCUAGUCGAUGUGGAAGCUGACGAGGACGAUGAAUCCGAGGAUGAUCAGACAGAAGCAGUGCUAUCUGAUGAGGAACCUGCGAACCCAAUUCCGCGGCGGAAACGGCCAACUCGAGUUAUCAGCGAUGAUGAAGACGAAGCGCCAGAGCCCAAGACUCCAGCAAGACCAGCAUUUCAAACGUCGCACUCUGUAGAAAGACCUCAGCUUCCUCCUGGUCUUGGUACUUCCGACGAUUUGACAAUGAGUCUGACCCAGGCUUUUGCAGGCACAUUGGCUGAGAAUCAAACAGCCGGUGCAGAAAAUUCUCAAGCAAUCCUCCUUUCACUGCCGGACCCUGGCCGUACAGCGACCGAAUUUCAAGAGCCAGAUUCCCAGAUCCUGGUUAGAGAUAGCCAGGAGCGCUCAGCGGAAACGCCCGAUAUACUAACACGCUACUCACAAAAUGACUACCGGGUUUCUGAGUCACCUGCUCUGCAGUACUCCCAGAUCCCAGAUCCAACACAGGAUGCUGGCUUCGUUCUUUCGCAGUUUGACCCUUUAAAACGAUUCGUUGGUACACCGCCAUCCACCGUGGAAACCGUGCUUCUGCCUCAUCAUGAGUCCCCAAUGGCUGGAAGAAAAGGGAAACAUCUCCGCCGCGGACGAGUGGCUCAGCUAUCUGAUGUUGAGGAGGAAAUGGAGAAUGGGUUUGAAAUUGAGGCCAGUGCAUUCGAUAUAAUGAAGAAAGCGGCGAAGAAACCCUCUGUCCCAUUUGACAGGAACAAAAGCAAGGCAAAGGAGAUUGUGGACGAAGUAGCAGAGGAAUCAGAAGAUGAGUAUGCUGGUCUUGGUGGUGCGAGUGAUGAGAGUGAAGACGAUGAAAAUGAGUAUGACAAGGAAAUUGUCAAUGAUAAUAGUGGGGAAGUGGUUGACGAGAAGGAGCUAGCUGCUCUGAAUGCAAUGCAUCAAAGAGAGGCGGAUGAAAAGCAGGUGGCCAGAUUGAUGAAGGAUAUAACUACAGGAGCUCUUCGACGCCGGAUGGGAGCAGAGGAUGACUUCGACCUUGACGACUCAGAUGACGAGCGCAUGGCUCGUCGGCGCGCAAAACAAAGGGAAUUUGCGAGAAUGCGCAAGGCACUUCUUGCCGACGAGAAAGUUGGCGAACUGGCUGAGAAUCCGAAGAAAGCAGCAUUUUUCCGCGCAAUCGAGGACCGCGACGUGGAAGAUGAUUUCGAUUUAGACUUCCUUGAUGAGGAAAGCGGUCCUCACUCCCAGCAAGAUUCUUCAUCGCAAGACGUUGGAACAGAGGGUCAAAACGAGGACAGGCAAAACAAUAAAAGAAAGAGGCCAUUUGAGCCUUCUGCAGCCGACAUUGCCAACCGUCCUUCACCCCAUCUUCGCCGCACCAAGGCCAGUGGCUUGUCGAAGAGACCGACCACACUGGCAGAGAUCCGCGAGACACUGUCCUUCCUUACAGAACAGCCCGAAUACGACUCAUUCCAUGAGGAUGCAGCCAUGGACGUUGACGAAAACCCCGCAGAUGACAUGGAGGACACAGACACAUCUCACGAGGUCCAAUCUGCUAGACGAUUAUCGGAUGACGGCUUCGCUAUCCCAACCCACCCACGCCGCACCCGUGGGCCAGUUGUUGACCGUCUUGCUUUACUGCGGCAAGCAUCAUCGAAUUCUGCUUCAGCCGCUUCAGCUCUUACUACUGCUCGUCCUGCCUUUCACUCUGGUUCUGACGUUGACUUCGCGAAUGUAGGCUUCCGACCACCUACAUUGAUACGGAGAGCUACUGCGUCUUCCACCUCUUCGUCUGGUUCUUCUGUUACUUCCACUACCUCCAGAGUUCCCAAAGCUGCGGCUGGUCCGACAGUUGCGAAAAAGGGAGCUGUCAAUUAUUACACAGCUGCGCGGGAGCGGGAACGUGAGAGGGAACUCAAGGCUAAACAACGGUCAGGUCCAUCGAGUAUAUCAGCAUUGUUGAGUAAACGGUCUAGUCUGGGGGCAAUCGGUGGCAAAGGGCAAUGGGAUUAAUUGGGUGAUUCUUGAUGCAUUUAUUUUCAGUUUCUUGUCUGUUUGCUGGUGAGGUUUUCUCAGAUACACAUCUCUGUCUGGGUAAAGGAUCACAACGACUUCUAAUGCUCUUUCAUACUGAUAUCCAAGUUGUAAGCGGGGAUUCUAGCUAAAAGCCCAUGAUUUGAGGAAUGUAUAUUCCAAUACAUAUCCAAUCAACUUUUGUCCAUAUGCGCUCCUCUACUGCCGUUGAUUCAUGCAUAUUUCUUCUCUAACUCGACAAUCAAGUCCAUCAGGGAAUGAACGACCUUUGCAUCCCGGAUCCCAUCAAUAUUAUUCCCACGAGGAAGCAGAUAGCUAUCCCACCCUGCAUUGAUGGCGCCUUUGUAGUCCUUUUCAUAAUCAUCGCCGACAUGAACAUAGACCCAUUUUUCAUUGAUGUGAUCCAUGUUUGGAUCUGUGGGAUUGUGCUCCUCGUCUCUGUGUUCGCUUCUCGCUAGUCUGAGCGCUUGUCUCUUUGCAACAUCAAAAAUAAGUCUGUUCGGCUUCUCCUCUCCUGCCUCGUAGGAGGUUAUGACAAGAUCAAGAUCAAAGUAAUCCUCCUUAUUCUGGUUCUGACUGUCUUCCCUCUCUUCAAAGCCAGGGAGCUCCAUACUCGACCGCUCCUGGUCCGCGCGAACGUCACCCACUGAUAAACCGAGUGACUUCAGCACAGCAGGGACGCGAUCAUCUGAAUUCGAAAUGACACCGAACAGCACUCGAUCGAAGAUACCAAAUCCAGCGGUAGCGCCACGAGUAUGAGGAACAGAUUUCAGAUAUCUCAUUCUUUCGAAAAAGGGCACCACAUCAUCAUAGAGCCUGUACCCCUCAGAUCCAGCAAAUCGAUUAAUAAGAGACUCGGUUAACCCAUCCGGGAGGACGAAAUUCGCAUCAUCAAUUUGGCCGCCAGCAGAGCCGCCCUUCACGGCUUGCAAAAGGCUGGCCUUGAUAACUUCAUCCCACCACUGUUUCGGGCCUCCAUAUUGGCCACGCAGAACAUCUUCGCGUCCGUAGUUGGGCCGCCUCUGCUUCUGCCUCUUGAAGACGUCCUUGAAGGCCUCCUUGAUCGUGUCGGCGGUUAUGAGGGUCGGGGAGAGGCCGAAUGAAUGUGCUGUUGAGGAGUAUUCUUCUGGCACAGAUCGUUUGGGGUGGAAAAGAGUUUCAAAUGCAUCAAAGGUAAUCAGGAGGUUGUUUCUCACUGGUGCUGUUCUUAUAUGUGUAGCGUUGUUUGAUCUGGUGGGGGUCAUAACUGUUCGGCGGAAUACAGCGCCAAGUGAGUCUCUUAGAUGACAGGGACGCAUGCUGGAGGAAUAUCAACUCGUGUCUCUAAGUAUGUAGCAUAGUUUCUCGGGUUUUCUAAGCAUGAAUCAGGGACAAUUGUAUGAUCUGAAGAC